AUGGGCGAUGAUGAGGUAGAGCUCGAAGAGAUGGCAUCCGCCGACGCUCAAGAAGAGGACGCGGUAGACAUUGAUCUCACAUUGGAAGAGGACACCGUGGAAAUCGACUUGACGUUGGACGAAGGCGAGCCUCUGCCACUAGAUCAAGGUGUCGAGACAUGUCCGCUAUGUGCCAAGAAACUCGGAGGUCUGAACAGUUUUGUGCAUUCCAAGGCCGGUGUGUUCUCCGUGCUCAUGACGUCUCACAAAGAGAACGAGGCAUGGAAAGAAGCAUCCGUCGCCGAGGACCGUAACUUCCGACCGACGAAGGGCAACGGCGGACGGCGGAAGGCGCCUUUCUAUAAGGUCAUGCAGGGGAUGCCCAUCGCUGUCGACGCGUUUCGCUACGGGGCCAUCCCGGGCGUCACAGCGUAUUUCUUGACACAUGCACAUUCGGACCACUAUACGAACCUCUCAGCUAAGUGGGCAGCGGGCCUAUCUACUGUGACGUGCAUCGAGGCGAACCACUACAGUCAACGCGGGCGACAGCGCGUACAAGUCGCCACAUCUGGUUCGCCAAAGAUCUUCAGGUACCUGCACUGCGGCGACUUCAGGGCGUCCCCGGCACAUGUGCUGCACCCAGCGAUCAAGGGCAAGCGGAUAGACCACUACUGUUUUCCGCCGCAGCCGCAGGUCAUCCCGGCUUGUGCGGAGCUAGCAAGGCGGAUUGUCGCCGGUAUCCCGUUGCACGAGGAUGCAGCGAAGGCCAAGCAGAACCGUACUAUGGACGGGUGGGUGACGACCUCGAGCGUCAAGACAGAACAGAAGGAGCAAGUCCCAGGUAGAACCCUCGUCGUCGUAGGAACCUACUCCAUCGGGAAGGAGCGCAUCGUCAAAGCCAUCGCUCGGGCCCUCCAGACGAAGGUCUUCUGCGACUCGCGCAAGGCGGCCAUCCUGCGGUGUCAAGCGGACCCCGAGCUACACGAACUGCUCACGAAGGACCCGCUUGAGGGCGGCGUACACCUUGUUCCACUGGGCGUGAUCGCUUCGGACCGGCUGAAGGAGUAUGUCGAGCGGUUCAAGGGGCAUUACAGCAGGGCGGUUGGCUUCAGACCGACAGGCUGGACGUUCACCGCUCCGACAGGGAGCGACAUGCUCCCCUCGGUCCAGACGAUCAUUUCCCGCUCGCAAAGCCGCACCUUCACCUACGCCCAGAUGAACCCGAUGAAGAACUCCACGCCGGCGCUGCAGGUGUACGGCGUGCCCUACUCGGAGCACAGCUCGUUCUUCGAGCUGACGUGCUUCGCGCUCUCGCUCGACUGGGGCAAGAUGAUCGCCACCGUGAACGUCGGGAGUGAGAACUCGCGCAAGAAGAUGAGCAAGUGGUUCGAGCGUUGGGAGGCAGAGAGGAAGAAGAUGGGGAAGGACGAGGUCGUCGGGCAUAGGGCUGGAGACUACUGGUAG
Fomitopsis serialis is the source of this 1443-nucleotide messenger RNA. RefSeq names its product DNA repair metallo-beta-lactamase-domain-containing protein. NCBI's taxonomy places the organism in Eukaryota, Fungi, Basidiomycota, Agaricomycetes, Polyporales, Fomitopsidaceae. Gene Ontology annotation, biological process: protection from non-homologous end joining at telomere; interstrand cross-link repair; double-strand break repair via nonhomologous end joining. Bases 1 to 1443 code for a protein of 480 amino acids. Gene Ontology annotation, molecular function: damaged DNA binding; 5'-3' DNA exonuclease activity. The transcript is spliced from 8 exons. The record is from RefSeq and is a predicted model, not a curated record.